This is a messenger RNA of Cuscuta campestris, 1496 nucleotides long. The record is from the annotation of a GenBank genome assembly. Lineage: Eukaryota; Viridiplantae; Streptophyta; Magnoliopsida; Solanales; Convolvulaceae.
CUUGAAAUAAAAAAACGUUGAACCUGCUCCGUAAAAUUCAUCAUCCUCUUAGCUCCUUCCGCCGAACCAGGCAUCCAGGGAGAAACGACGGAGUUCGCCCGGGAAGAAAAUUCGCCGGAAAGCUACGCCGGAAUCCAUUCGCCGCUUCGUGAUUCAUCACCAAAUUCUUGAGGUAGGGAUCAAGGAUUGGAUGAAGAGUAGCCUGGAGGACAGUGAAUUAACAUGGGAAACCACCAAGCUGUUCCCGUACGUACAAACGUUGCACGCGCCGCCAUAGGCGCCACAGUCGGUGCGGUGGUUCUCUACAAUUCGAAGUACACCGUUGACGGGGGGCAACGCGCCGUGAUUUUCGAUAGGUUCCGAGGAGUGAUGGAGGAGACGGCAGGGGAGGGGCACCACUGGAAGCUUCCCUGGGUUCAGAGGGCGGUGAUCAUGGACAUCCGCACAAGGCCCCACACCUUCUCCUCCCGCACACCCACCAAGGACCAGCAGGUGGUGGACCUGACCCUCCGGGUGCUCGCCCGACCCGACGUCUCACGACUUCCUUCCAUCCUCAAAACCCUAGGCCCGGACUACGACACCAAGGUUCUCCCGUCGAUCGCCAGCGAGGUCUUGAACGGGGUGGUGGCCCAGUUCGACGCGGACCAGCUGCUGACCCUGCGCCACCGGGUAUCGGGCAUGGUUCAGGAGAGCCUGGCCCGGCUGGCGCAUGGGUUCAAUAUUGUUCUGGAAGAUGUUUCGAUAACUGAGCUUUCGUACGGGGAGGAGUUCGCCAAGGGGGUGGAGCAGAAGCAGGUGGCGCAGCAGGAGGCGGAGCGGUCGAGGUUCGUGGUGGUGAAGGCGGAGGAGGAGUGCCGGGCGGCGGUCGUACGGGCUGAGGGCGAGAGUGAAUCUGCAAAGAUGAUUUCUGAUGCCACGGCGGAGGCUGGGAUGGGGUUGAUAGAGCUCCGAAGGAUUGAAGCGUUAAAAGAGAUUGCAUCCACUUUGGCUACACGUGAUGAGACUCCUAAUCAUAUUAUUCAAUACCUCCCUAAAAACAUCAAUGUAGCUAUGGGGUGCGAUUUCUGUCUUCCCGACGGCCAAAUCAGCCCUCCACCGCCGCCAGAUCAGACUCAUCCCGCCGGAGGGGUGUGGUUGCCGAAUGCAAGAGAUAGGAAGAAGAGAGGAGGAAGAGAAGGGACAAAGAAAGAAAGGAACGAAAAGGGCUGAUUCCAUAUUCCAUGAAUGACGGCAAGAGUUAAAUACUACCUCCCCUCCCUUUCUCAAAAGAGUUCCUAUUUUGACUUUGGGGGAAAAUAAGGAAGUGUUAAAUUGUAGUUGACUUUCCAAUUUUGUCCUUGAUGUGAUGGGUAAAAGUAAGAUGUUAUAGUUUAGUUGUUAGUGAAAAAAGUAUGAUAUGAUAGGUAUGGUAUGAAAAAGUAGGGGUAAAAGUGGUUUUUGAAUAGAAAGGAGAAGUGUUUUAAGAAAAACAAAAAAAAUGAAAGAGGAAUGGUUUU